AUGCUUCGCCGACCAAAGUAUAUGCCAUCUUCCGUCAUGUCCAGAACCACAGCAACACACCCAAAGCUUCGCUGCAAACCUGCAAAGGACUCAAUACACCUUGGAACCGAAAACCCGAACAUUAUCGAGCCCGACACACCCGCGGGACCCGCUCGAGGUGCCUGCAACAGCCAUCGCUCAUACAACAACGGUCUCAUCAACCCGAAGCGCGGUCACAUCGCACGUCGGAGAGUUGAUACCCCUGAUAAUGCUUUCUGGACCAAACUUGUUGUGAGCCUGCGAAAGACCGAGGGAUCUCGCACCUGUCAACGCGAGCCCAGACCAGCCCAUCCAUAUCUACGACCAGCGUCACACCAACUCAAGUGCUUAUCACAAGUUGCUUUCCGCAACUGCUCGCGCUUCAUGGCCUUACGCCUCUGCCUUUCCAGCUCCACAAGGCUGAUGGCAACACAUGCCUGGAACUGCAAUGCUGGUGCGACUGCCAGACCUGCCCUUUACUAA
Molecule: messenger RNA, 501 nt
Organism: Fusarium fujikuroi IMI 58289
Lineage: Eukaryota; Fungi; Ascomycota; Sordariomycetes; Hypocreales; Nectriaceae
Exons: 3
Coding region: 1-501 (166 amino acids)
Source: RefSeq, a predicted model, not a curated record